AUGGACGCAGGCGGUCUUGCUCAGAUGUCUUACAACGGCAACAACUUCCCAUCCAGCAAUGGAUUGGGUUUGCCCGGUUCAGGUUUUGCCUCGCGACGAGCAAACGGGGCCACGCUCAAACGUCUCAACUUCCAACCAUCCAAGCAACUGGAUCCUCAAGACAAUGGUGCCCCAACCCCUCGCACUUCACGAUCCCACUUGCUGGCUGGAUUGAGAACUGCUCCCAAGUCUGCCACGACCGGUGCCUUUCCUUCCACCGCACCACCAACACAGUUGCAACACAACACCGGACUUGGCGCUAGCAUGUAUGCCAAUGAGGAAUCCUACGCCGGUCCCAAGACGAGCUACCCACACCAGCAACAACAACAACAACAGCAACCGCAAACCAAUGGUUACGGUCAGGUGAACAACCAGCGUCAAAUGUAUCCAGUGGCGGAGCAAAUCAUGGCUCCUCUCGCUCCACCAGAGAUUGUUCUCGAUGAGCAGACCGAGCAAGAGAUGGAUCCGAACUUGUAUGCUCAACUCGUGGCUACCAACAUGUACCUCGCGGAACAGCAACAGCGACUCCAGCAACAAUUGAUGAGCGUCCAACAUGCCGCCCAACAGUUCCAAGGCAUGAGCUUGGGUAUGCAACAGCAGCAAUUUGCUACUCCUCCCAUCACUCCACAAAACAUGUAUCAACAGCAGCAAAUGAAGCAAAACAUGCAACCCAUCAUUGCUCCAGUCAUGGGAGCUCAGCCUGGUGUCUACUCGUACUUCAAUCCAGCUACCGGUCAACAAAGCUACUUCAUGGACCACACUGGCCAAGCCGCCCACUACAUUCAGGAGCAGAUGGUUCAGCAAGCUGCUGCUAUUCAAGCUCAAUACUCUCCACCCCAACAGCCGGGUACACCAAGACUCCAAGUUUCGCCUCCUCCACCCAACCACGAGACUUCAAGCUACAAUCGCAGCAUCAGCCCACCAAAGAAGGCCUCAUCCCCACCACAGGGCCAUGCUCCAUUGCCACCACCAUCCGCAGGUGCGUUCCGGCGUGGACACCGCAAGGGUACUACGCUUGAUGAAUCUCCAGUGGCUGACGCCCCUCGAUCGGCCAUGCUCCCAAAGACCGCAGGUUUCCCAGCAACACCAAAUGCCCCUGGAUUUGGUCCUGGUCAAGCUCGUGCUGGUGAGCACCCUAUCCGACAACCCCGUGGUCCACCACCAUUGGAUGAGUUGAUCGCCAAGCCAACUACCAAGUUUGAGGGAAGCAAGAACUUUGCAGCUCGUACCCGCCGAAAUGCGGUUCACAACUUGGUUCGUGCUGGAGUGGAACGCCGCAGAAGCCCAGACAGUGCCGGUAGCAUGUCUCCAGUCUCGGAAGCUGCGGAGCGGAACUACACGGUUUCAUCCGACAACGAUUCUGACAGCGGUCGCAGUGGAAGUGGAAGCCUUUCUGGAAGACCAAGCCUUGGCAGCUCCCGUACUUCCGCCCAUGGCGCGAUUGGUUCUGAUCGCCCGUCAUCCCGACAAAAGGAACACUCGCUCGAGCGCAAAUCGGUUGCGUCAUUCGACAGUAGCUUCACCGCUGGUAGCGUCAGUGGUGACGAGGGCCAAUCCGUUGGAGGUAGCUUUGCAGCAGUCUUCAAGAAUGGAGGAAAGAAGGCAGAGGUAGCCACCGCAGAGGGUGGUCCACGAAAGGGUGGCAUGCUCGUUCUCUCCUCGGCUGAGAAACGUAAGAGCUCCCAAUUCUAA
This is a messenger RNA of Hymenoscyphus albidus, 1731 nucleotides long. The record is from the annotation of a GenBank genome assembly. NCBI's taxonomy places the organism in Eukaryota, Fungi, Ascomycota, Leotiomycetes, Helotiales, Helotiaceae.